Gasterosteus aculeatus aculeatus (three-spined stickleback) is the source of this 2883-nucleotide messenger RNA. It is a transcript of the gene dhcr7, whose product is annotated as 7-dehydrocholesterol reductase. Gene Ontology annotation, molecular function: 7-dehydrocholesterol reductase activity. Lineage: Eukaryota; Metazoa; Chordata; Actinopteri; Perciformes; Gasterosteidae. Gene Ontology annotation, biological process: brassinosteroid biosynthetic process; cholesterol biosynthetic process. Gene Ontology annotation, cellular component: endoplasmic reticulum membrane. The record is from RefSeq and is a predicted model, not a curated record.
UGGUGUUAUGGGCGGAGUCUGAAGCUCAGCAGUUUCCAGCGGUCAACGUCACUUGAUAACGAGCACCUGGGCCGCGGAGAACGAGCAGACCAGCAGCCUGCGUCCUUCGGUCGGUCCGGUAUCAACGGAGAUAAGCGGAGCGGUGGCCAUGGAGGCCUCGAGGAGACGGACCCGCAACGGCGCCAACGGGAAGACAUCUGAGCAGCAGCCGGCACAGUGGGGGAGAGCAUGGGAGGUGGACUGGUUCUCCCUGAUCAGCGUGAUCGGCCUCCUCUGCUUCGCCCCCUUCAUCGUCUUCUACUUCGUGAUGGCCUGUGACCAGUACCAGUGCUCGGUCAGCCAGCCGCUGUUGGACUUGUUCCGAGGAGACACCACCCUGCUCUCCAUCUGGGCCCGGGCACCCUCCUUCACCUGGUCAGCUGCCAAGAUAUACACCAUCUGGGUGGCCUUCCAGCUGUUCCUGUACAUGUGUGUUCCUGAUGUGACUCACAAGUUCAUUCCUGGCUACGUGGGUGGAGUGCAGGAUGGAGCACGAACUCCUGCUGGUCUGAUUAACAAGUACGAGAUCAACGGGCUGCAGUGUUGGCUGAUCACUCACGCUCUGUGGUACGCCAACGCCCAACAUUUCCACUGGUUCCCUCCCACCAUCAUCUUCGACCACUGGAUCCCCCUGAUGUGGUGCGCUAACAUCCUGGGCUACGCUGUGUCCAGCUUCGCUUUCAUUAAGGCCUACCUCUUCCCCACCAACUCUGAGGACUGCAAGUUCACAGGGAACGUCUUCUACAACUACAUGAUGGGCAUCGAGUUCAACCCGCGCGUCGGCAAGUGGUUCGACUUCAAGCUCUUCUUCAACGGGCGGCCCGGCAUCGUGGCCUGGACCCUCAUCAACCUGUCCUACAUGGCCAAGCAGCAGGAGCUCUACGGCCAUGUCACCAACUCCAUGGUGCUGGUCAACGUGCUGCAGGCCAUUUAUGUGUUGGAUUUCUUCUGGAAUGAGGCUUGGUACUUGAAGACCAUUGAUAUCUGCCAUGACCACUUUGGCUGGUAUCUGGGCUGGGGAGACUGUGUGUGGUUGCCAUACCUCUACACACUGCAGGGUCUGUACCUGGUGUACCACCCGGUCCAGCUGUCCACCCCCCACGCCCUGGCGGUGCUGUUGCUCGGCCUGGUCGGGUACUACAUCUUCCGCUCCACCAACCACCAGAAGGACCUGUUCCGGCGCACAGAGGGCUCGUGCUCCAUCUGGGGCAGGAAGCCGGUGUACAUCGAGUGCUCCUACCGCUCGGCCGACGGCGGCGUCCACCGCAGCAAGCUCAUGACCUCCGGCUUCUGGGGAGUGGCCCGCCACCUCAACUACACGGGCGACCUCAUGGGCUCGCUGGCCUACUGUGCCGCCUGCGGCUUCGGCCACGUCCUCCCGUACUUCUACAUCGUUUACAUGACCAUCCUGCUGGUACACCGCUGCGUGCGCGACGAGCACCGCUGCGGUAGCAAGUACGGGAAGGACUGGAAGCGCUACACGGACGCUGUGCCUUACCGACUAGUUCCUGGGUUGUUUUAGAGUGGGGGGCCGACGGGUAGGGUGGGGGCUCAGACACAAUUAAAAUGGGUUAACGCGAGGGGUGUGUUUGUUUUAUAUGUACCCGUUUGAACACCACAUCCAUUUAGAAAGCAGCUGUUCAUGUGUGCCGGUACAGACCUCCCUGGGUAGUGUGAUACACCAUUAUGCUGGGACCAUUUAAACACAUUCUAACAGUACAAUAUGUCUUCAGAGCUUUUCAGACCAGGCACAACUUGGAGCAGCUCAAGUUCAAACCCUCACAGGUGAUUCGUACAACCCUUAUUUACGUUUACUGUUGGGUGGCCGGGGUCGUGAUGAAGGGAGCAAAGGAGGAAGUCGGAUGAGGUAGUUGAAUGAGUGGUAGAGGAACUGGUUUGCUGUGUGUGUACGAGUCCGACAAACGCAUGACUGUCACUUAGGAGACCGCUGUCAGGGUGCCGUGUGAAAACAGUCCACAUUGAUUGGUUUUAACUUGCGUACCUCAGUGGUUUUAGCUCACGCAACAGGAAAACGCUUAAUUUGAGAGUAGCAACAAAAGACCUAUGUGGUCUCAUGGAUUGGAGGACAUGCUAAUUCCACAUUCCUGUCACAUUCCCAUAAUGCACUUUGUCAAUUUCACAAUCAUUUAUCAUGUUUCUUAAAUAGAUAUAAAAACAGAUUCAACAAUUUAUCCUAUGUAAAUUUCAUCACCUUUCAGGAUUUCUUUGGACUGCUGCUCAUGAAAAGUACUUUUGAUGAUGUCACUUUGCACUCAGGUUGCGUAUGAGGGCUUUUUAUUGCGCGCUGCAUUUUUAGACUACAUGAGUGGUUAUUGAGAUAUAAGUGAUACAUUUAUGAAUCAAUACUGUAACGGUUUGUUGUGGCCCCUCUGGCUUAAUGGACCAAAUGUGAUUGUUGGCUCUGCUAACGAAACCUGCCUCGUUAACAGAAAAGUGAUGUAAUCUUUGUUUAAAGGUUGUGUGAAUGCUUAGAUUUAUUCACUAUCACUUUUCCAUAACUAACUGCCAGUGAGAUCUGGGUAUGGUUAGGUAUUCGCUUGUCUCGAUUCCUUCAUUGUGGAGAGAAGCAUGUUCACGCAGGUCAGCUUCAGCCACUCACUAAAAUGUUCACACUUUUCCAGCCUUUAAAUACUGUUUUAGAGUAUUUACCACUUGGGUGGAUUCGUGUAUUUGCUCUGUGUUGAACCAACAUGUGGAGUAGAUGCAGCCGUGUUUAAGUCCUAUUGCUGAUGGAACCGACUGUCAUGUCUGCUUGCUGUCUGUUUCCCUAAUGCCAGCACUGCCUUUCUUAUAGUGGUGAUUCAAUUAAAGAAAUUUGGCUUA